GGGAUUAAGGGGAAUCUACCUAGAAACAGCUUGUAGGAGAAGGCUAUAGCGGAGCGCUUCUGUGCUUGGCUUGGGGACAUUUUGCUGUCGUUUUUCGCAUAUUCAGCUCCUAAUUUAAGAGAUAAAGAUGGUUUCUCACUCGCUCACGUUGCCGAUGAUCUGCUUCACUACGUUGUGGGCGCUGGUAGGUUGUGUCGCCCCAUUUUUCGUUCCGAAAGGACCGAAUCGUGGAGUUGUUAUCACGAUGAUGAUAUUGACAGCGGUGUGCUGCUACUUAUUCUGGCUGAUAGCAAUUCUGGCCCAGGCUAACCCUCUGUUUGGACCUCAGCUGAAGAAUGAAACCAUCUGGUACCUGCGGUACUUCUGGGAGUGAAUUUCUCCUCAUGAGUCACAUUGCCUAUUUGGGGACCAUCUCUUUUUUCCAAUGUUUUCUCCAAGACAUUGUUUGGAUUUGACUAUCUCAACAGCUUCUCAUAAAACCACAAUGAGGAAGUGGAGGACAAUAACCUCACCAGUUAUUUAUUUAAUCAAACACCGGGCCACGCAGACACACAACUCUCUUCACUAGAUUAACAGGAACCUGAGCCUCUGACUCCCAGUCCGACAACAUAUUGCUUGUCUUAGUCAGCCAUAGUGUAUGCAUAUGAAUUUUUCUUCCCAUUUUCAAAAAUGAUUCCUCCUUUCUUUUAAAAGAUACAGAGAAGUACUGUAGGCACCAACAAAUCCAACUGACUUGGAAUGGUCUCACGACAUUUCUGUAGUGUUACAACAGUGUUGUCACAUUAGAGCUACCUUGUGAGAGUGUGCCCAUAAGCUUGGAAAACCGCUUUAGGGUAGUGGAAAGAAGUGAUGAUCUCUGAAUGUUAGUGAUAUUGUGUAGGUAUCACAUUUUUCCCUCCUUUCUGUCUCCUGUGGUCAAAUGUGCAGUUCCUGGGACCUUCAAUAUCAAGUGUUUGGUAAACUGAUGUAUUUUAGGUAAAUAUUUAUUGAAUGUUUUUAUUUAUUUUUUAUUUAUUAUUUGUAUUUAUUUGUUUUACUUAUGUGAGCGCUCUGAAAUUAUUUCAAGGAGAAAUGUGCAGGUUCAAACCACAUUAUAUCAUUUUGUGUAUAAGCAAUUAUCAGAAUGGAUUUGGAUGCGGGCCAUAUGAAACAAGCAGCCCAGCUCUGUUUCUCUGUCCUGAAAUAGGUACAAUGAAACAGUUCUGUUUAUUUUCUCAUUAGAGUACAGUGCCAGAACCCAUGGUUAACACAAUGAAUGCUUUAGGCCACGCCACAACCGUCAAACUUCUUUGUAAACAGUGUGUACUGUGUUUGACUGUGACUGUUUGCCACUAGAGUAGCCAUACUUUUUUUUUUUUCUCGAUAUACAGCUGCUUUUAGAGAGACCAAAACAAAUUAUCUGCAUCUAUUACCAUGGAUUACAAUAUGAACUGUAAUUAUGGAUUUUUGAAGUGGUCAAUAUUGAUUAUACCUUUGAAAUAUGGUUUUGUUUGCCAGAAGUAGAUGUUGUAUGUAUUACACAGCAAAGACAACAGCAAAUGUGAAGUCAUGUGCAUGCUGUAUAGACGUUUACAUGGUUAUACUGU
This is a messenger RNA of Anguilla rostrata (American eel), 1586 nucleotides long. It is a transcript of the gene atp6v0e2, whose product is annotated as ATPase H+ transporting V0 subunit e2. The record is from RefSeq and is a predicted model, not a curated record. Gene Ontology annotation, biological process: proton transmembrane transport. The transcript has 4 exons. Lineage: Eukaryota; Metazoa; Chordata; Actinopteri; Anguilliformes; Anguillidae. The coding region runs from base 128 to 373 and encodes 81 amino acids. Gene Ontology annotation, molecular function: proton-transporting ATPase activity, rotational mechanism. Gene Ontology annotation, cellular component: proton-transporting V-type ATPase, V0 domain.